Messenger RNA from Stegastes partitus (bicolor damselfish), 1260 nucleotides. RefSeq names its product interleukin-22 receptor subunit alpha-2-like. The coding region runs from base 1 to 657 and encodes 218 amino acids. Gene Ontology annotation, cellular component: plasma membrane. Gene Ontology annotation, biological process: cytokine-mediated signaling pathway. The transcript has 6 exons. Gene Ontology annotation, molecular function: cytokine receptor activity; protein binding. Lineage: Eukaryota; Metazoa; Chordata; Actinopteri; Pomacentridae. The record is from RefSeq and is a predicted model, not a curated record.
AUGAGUCGUCUGCUGCUCGGAGUCGUGCUGCUGGGAAACCUGAGCGUCUGCAUCAUGGCACAAGUGAUGCUCGCUCGGCCUGCCCAGGUGAGGUUCAACUCGACGGACUACAGGAACGUCCUGCACUGGACUCCAGCCGCCAACAGCUCCUCGCUGCACUACGACGUCCAGUGGAAGAUUUACGGCGAGGCUGACUGGCUGGACGUGGACGGCUGUCAGGGCGUCCAGAAGCACCACUGCGACCUCAGCGCGGUGACCUCGGAGCCCAGAGAGUGGUACUACGCCCGGGUGCGAGCCUCCUCUACGGCCUCCAGCAGCAGAUCGGCCUGGACCCUCUCCCCCAGGUUCAGCCCCCGCUGGGACACCACGAUCAGCCCCCCGGCUCUGAGGCUGAACUUCACCGAGCACGGCGUCGUGGUCCGAGUGAAGCCGCCGCGAGCUCUGGUCAGGAAGCUGCACAGCAACAUUCACUACAAGGUCUACGUCACCAACACCAGUGGAGCGGAGGAGGUUUUUCAGCUCAACUGCUGCUCCAACAAGCUGACUCUGAAAGGUCUCGACCACAAAGCAAAGUACUGCCUGCAGGCCCAAACCAUCCUCCCUCUGCAGGCCAAGACCAGCGCCAGGAGCUCGGCCAAAUGCGUCACCACGCUCUGAUCACGCAGACGCUGAACGAGUGGAUUCGUCACCCAUCGCCUCGGCUUUAAGGAUCCGUCGCUACCUCGACCGCAGCCACAAACGUCAGAAUAUUAUUCUAAGCAUUAAGGAUCUGUUCAGGUCAACUUGUUACUUCAGGUCUGCUUUUACUGAAAAAGAGCAUCUUCAAACAUUAUAAAAAAUGAUUCAAACUCUAGAGCCACUGACCUGAUGCAUCCUGGGAGAUGAGGGUCAAACGUCGACUUGGUGGAGCUCGAGUUUGGAUGAUUUUGUUGUUUUUAUUUUGCUUUGUUUUCUUGUUUUUGUGCAGCACAGCGAAGUGGAAUCAUCAGGAUGAAUUCAGUGUUUCUUGCAGGGUUUUUAUGGAAAACGUUGACAUUAACAGCUACGGUCGAUGUCAGUCGUAGGUGAUGCACAAUUUAAGGUAACACUUAGUGAUGCACGAUAUUAAAAUUUCUGGCCGAUGCCGAUAUCCGAUUUUAAGAUUUCUGAUAUCGCCGAUAACCGAUAUUAUCGAUGUCGAUAUUCAAGUUUUGUUCACACAGAAUAAUGAGUGAAAAUAAGCACUGUGAGAACGUGAACACUAUUCAAAAGACGUCCAAA